Molecule: messenger RNA, 1809 nt
Organism: Boeremia exigua
Lineage: Eukaryota; Fungi; Ascomycota; Dothideomycetes; Pleosporales; Didymellaceae
Exons: 7
Coding region: 1-1809 (602 amino acids)
Molecular function (GO): oxidoreductase activity
Source: RefSeq, a predicted model, not a curated record
AUGACUACGGUGCGGCCUUUCUGGCUUCUGGUAGCCCUCUUGUUCCUUUCCGUCGCAAAUUGCACGCCUACAGAGUUUAAUUUGAAGCGACAAUCCAGCGAUAUCAUAGUAACGGGCAUUGACUCCACCGAUCAGGAUGGCAACUCCUUCCUUCGUCUGGAAGUACGCGACAUGCAAGCGAACUACCCAGAUCAGUGGAACCUCUAUCUCAUCGGUCUUGAUCAAAUGCACGUAGCGGAUCAGAAAGAGCCUCUGUCGUACUAUGGCCUUGCUGGCAUUCAUGGCAGACCGUACACGACACAGCUGGACGCACCAGGCUUGAGCCAUAAGACUGGCAGUAUCGGAUACUGCCCCCAUAGCAUGGCAUUAUUCCUUGGAUGGCACCGCCCAUAUCUCGCGUUGUUCGAGCAAGCACUAUAUGCUCGCAUUCGACAACUUGCCGAAAAUGCACCUGCGGAUCAGAUUGAUCGUUAUCGAUGGGCGGCCUCUUCGUUCCGGAUCCCAUAUUGGGACUGGUCUCAAGGCGACCAGAGUGGCGAAGUGCCGGACUUCUUCAUGUCAGAGACGACUGUCGUCGAUACUCCCGAGGGUCGUAAAAUCGAGAUCUGGAAUCCGCUCUACAAGUACGAUUUCAAGCCGGUACCCAAAGGCUUUGAAGGCAAGUGGACGCAAAUCAACCACACAAUUCGAUGGCCGGCCUCAGACAACCCUGGCGAGGAGUCGCGUCAGCACGAAUUUGCGGCGAGCUUUGCCAAAUUGCGACGCCAAAUUCAAGACCAGACUGCACUUGCCUUUCGACGCGAUACUCUCAAUGGUUUCUGGGAAGCCAUUGAAAUGGUACAUGGAUGGGUACAUGGAGCGAUUGGCGGCGGCUACUCCACUGGCUUCGGCGGUAAGGGGCACAUGUGGCCACUCGAGUAUUCCUCCUAUGAGCCAUUGUUUUGGCUGCAUCAUGCCAAUGUUGACCGACUGUUCGCACUGUACCAAGCGCAGCACCCAGAUGCCCGCCUUCAGCCAUCCAAUGUUGGCAGUGCCGGCAAUGUAUUUGUCGAAGACAAUAGUGAAGUUGACGGAGAUACGCCACUCCUUCCUUUCCGGCGCAACCCUGGCAGCUUCUGGACAACGAACGAGGCUAUGGACUGGAGGAUGUUUGGUUACGAUUACGCUGACACCCGUUCGGCUAGCACUGCGUCUGCUCGAGCGACGGUUUCGCGACUGUACAGUGGUAACGCGAGAGAAAGACUUACGAGCGAGGGGGUUGGGAAAAUUGGGAACCUUCUUACUCCGGAUGUUGCAGAUGCUACUUACACAAACUGGGUUAUUGAGACGGCAGCAGCGCCGCUGGACCUGCCCCCCACUUUCAUCGUACAGUUCUCGCUCGUAGGUGACUUCUCAUCAGAUGAGUCAACCGACGUAGGCAUGUGGUCUGUCUUGAUGCCAAGCGAUCACAAUCAGGCUAAGCGUUCACUGCGCAAGGUUCAGAAGCUAACCAGCCGUGCGGCCGCUGCCGAUAUGACUCUACACGGUACGCUUAGUUUGACAAACAGCCUACUCGAUCAAAUUGAAGCUGGGAAGAUCCAAAGUCUCGGGGCGCUGGAUGUUGUUCCAUUUCUGAAAGAGAGAUUGAGCUGGAAAAUUUAUUCGAGCGAUGGCACGCAAUUACCCGAUUCGAGCAUGGAAGCCAUCAGGGUUCAGAUUGCGAGUGAGUCUGCGCGUUUUCCGAGUGAUCCAAAUGUGCCGAUUGAGUACAGCAAUGACACUGUUGCAUAUCCGGAGGUUACGGCCGGCAAGAUGGGUGGUGCCAGCUAG